CGCUGCACGGCACGCCAGCUGCACGCGCUCCCGUCCACUGUUUGACAAAACCUCCUUGGUUUGACUGCGCGAGCAGAACGUGUGCGGCGGUAAUGGCUGCCAGGGAGAGUGAGGAAGACAACAAAUGAACCCCCGAGAAACGACUCAAAGCGAGGACUAGGAUGGUUAGCAGCCAACCCAAGUACGAGCUGAUCCAGGAGGUGGGUCGUGGCAGUUACGGCGUGGUCUAUGAGGCACUGGUGAAGCGCACAGGCGCCAAGGUGGCAGUGAAGAAGAUCCGCUGUCACUCUCCAGAGAAUGUUGAGCUUGCCCUGCGGGAGUUCUGGGCCCUCAGCAGCAUCCAGAGCCAGCACCCGAACGUAAUCCACCUGGAGGAGUGCAUCCUGCAGCGGGACCAGCUGGCCCAGAGGAUGAACCACGGCUCCAGCUCCCCGCUGUACCUGGAGCUUGUGGAGACGUCUCUAAAAGGUGAGAUCACAUUCGACCCAUGCUGUGCCUACUACCUGUGGUUCGUCAUGGACUUCUGUGAUGGCGGUGACAUGAACGCCUACCUGUUGUCGCGCAAACCCAGCCGGAAGACCAACACCAGCUUCAUGCUUCAGCUGGGCAGCGCCCUGGCCUUUCUACACCGCAACCAGAUCAUCCACCGUGACCUCAAACCAGACAACAUCCUCAUCUCGCAGGGUUGCACGUCAGCCGGAUCACCAGAACCCACGCUCAAAGUGGCCGACUUUGGCUUGAGUAAGGUCUGCUCCACCUCUGGUCUCAACCCCGAGGAGCCGGCCAGCGUCAACAAGUGCUUCCUGUCCACAGCGUGCGGAACAGACUUCUACAUGGCCCCAGAGGUGUGGGAGGGCCACUACACGGCCAAGGCAGACAUCUUUGCCCUGGGGGUGAUCAUAUGGGCCAUGGUGGAGCGCAUCACCUUUGUGGAUGUGGAGACUCAGAAGGAGCUGUUGGGGAGCUAUGUGCAGCAGGGUACAGAGAUUGUACCUUUAGGGGAGGCCCUGUUAGAAAACCCAAAGAUGGAGCUGCUGAUCCCUGCGAGGAAAAAGAGCAUGAACACCCACAUGAAGCAGCUCAUCAGGGAGAUGCUGUCGGCCAACCCUCAGGAAAGGCCCGACGCUUUCGAACUGGAGCUCAGGCUGGUCCGGAUUGCCUGCAGAGAGCUCGACUGGGACACGUGAUGCACCUAAAGGCAGCACAGACUUGGCCUACUCAAGCACAUGUACACAUCUCAUCAGCUACUGUCAUACACAACUGGGGAACAGUAACUAGACUUUUCAUUGUUUUGUGUCCUCAUCCACUGUCCAAGCACAUAACGUCCUGUACGAGCUGUGUGUUUAUACUGCAUAAUAGAGGUGUAACACCCACCGCUGCUGCUCCACACUGCAGCUUAAGUCUCAGGCUAUUCUCAUCACAGCUUCCACUUCUUCCUAAUACAGUGUCUAGAGUUGAUGAAUCCCAACAGGUGAUCACAUCUUAAGCUACGUCCACACUAACACAUUGUCUAAAAUGGAGACUUUGGAAUUGAUGAUGGAAACACUCAUAUUGUUGUUGCAUAGUUAACUGUGUAAUGUAUCCCUCCUUAACUUUUGCGUCCCUUUAUGUCAGUGGAUACUGAGUUACAGGCAUUUAUGUCCUUGCUGUCUAUGUCGACAGUUGUGCUGUUAAAUUCUACAUUUUAUCAUGUUCUUACUGGAGCUGCGUAAUAUGGCCACGAAUGUCAACAUGAUAAAAGUUAGAAGAUAUCAAUAAUUACCAUGAUAAAUCGUCUUUCAAGUUUAAAUCUGAUGUUUGGUCUUGAGUGAAAUUUGAAGAAAACAGAUUAACUUAUGGUUUUACAUCUAGAAUAUGAUUAACAUUUGCGAAACAGAAAACACAAAAUUGUGGAAAUCUAGAGUGGGAACGUUGAUAAAUAAAUGAAUACAAGUAUGAUCCUUAAAAUAUACGGGACUAAAAUUAAGUAAAACAGCAAAACAUUUUGAUUGCAUUUUAAAAUGCUGUUAAUGUGGACGUAGCCUGAAAGUCAAAAUGACAGGCAUAGCAGGUUGCAAGUUUGUCUACAAAUCCCACCUGGAACUCGGUGCUAAUUGUUAACUGAAUGCAAUAUGAGACGGUGUCCUGUGAUCAUUACAGUGUCCAUUUCUCCAAAGGGCCAAUACUGAAGCCAGUCACCUCAGUGUGUGGAAUGUGUAAAGCCAUGGGUGGCUUUGAUCAAACUCGACUCUCAAACCAAUAACUGCCUGGUACAUGACCACCAGCAUUAAGAUUUACUCAAUACAAUAUUUGCAUGAGUUUCUAUAAUAUUUGCAGACAUGCCCUGAUCUCUCAGGUAUUAAAAAUGUAAAACAGCCUGAUGGAAUUUGUAGGCAAACGCCUGUUCAGCUCAGUAGUCGGGGCUCUGUGCCCUCUGAGAGGAAAAACCCCAAACUCUGGUGCUUGACUUUUCUGUUUUCUCAAAAGGCUGCUUCACUGGGUGUGUGGGUGGGGAACAUUUAUCCGUUUAUCAGAAAGCGUCCAGCCCAGCAGGUGCUUGUGGUCAGCGUUUUCCCCCUUGUCUGCUUCAAGAUAAGUUGAUUGAUCCCAGACACACCCCGAGCCACUUAACCCGAAUGUAUAACAAGACGGAGACAGAUCACCUUUAUUUAUAUAGAGCCUUAAACACAAGCACCUCACACAGCUCAUCAGAAAUGAGUUUAGUUGUGAUGGUACAUGUAUACAUCUCUGCAGACCGGUAUGCAGAGGUGACUGUUGGCCGGAGAUAUACUUAGUUUUAACAAUGUUCGAAAUGUUGGCUGCCUUGUGUAGCGUUGUGCAGCUGCUUAGAGCAUCAUUUGUACACAUUCUCAUUACAUGCUGUCUGCACAUGAACAGUAGGGCUAGUGCGAGGUGGUAUUUUAUUAUUAUUAUUCCUUAACCCUAGGGUGACCAAGCUGUCCAACUGAACUGACUAGCUCACCAUUUGUGUUUUGCUGUAUAAUCGGUGACUAUAUUUGUAUUCAAGAACACAAGAAAUAUACUUUAACGUCUAUGAUCUUCCUGUAGUCAUCAGAGUUAACAAAUUACAAACUAACUUAAGUGUCCCCAUGUUUAAUGGUUACAUCAUAAUGUCCCAUAGUUCUAUACUGUUUGAGUUCCCAUGUGCCCUCUAGUGGAACUUCCUGUAUGAAAAAGGAGCUUGGUGAUGCAGCCAGUUCUACAGGCAAGAUGUUCAUAGAUGUUUUCUCUUUGAGACUUUGAACAGAUAUUGAAAUUACAUAACAAAUUCCUAUAGCAUCUAUAUAUUUCAAUGACCAUUCCAUUGUAAAAUGUUAAAUAAAUGCAGUCAAUGCACAUAGGCUCACAUAUCCAUUCCAGGUAGCAGUUUUUCGUUAGAAAUGGGUCAGAUGAAAAAUCUGAGCUCAACAGACCAGAGUAGCCAAAAUGAAUUGUCACAUCAAAGCAUUAUUAUAUAUUUUAGUGUGGAUACUUGUUUGGAAGUAGCACGUUUACGGGAACAUGUAGUUAAAAGUAGCAUAUCUCCGGCCAUAGAAGUAAUUGCAGAUCUCAGAAUCUUGCAGAGUAGCAGAGGCCCAAACCUUAAGACCAGAACUUAAUUUGUUUAAAUCAGCUGUCAAAUAGACACCAUUAUCUAAGAUGUCCAUUCACAUGUACAAGAACAAGCUGUGUUUUCUUAUGAAACAUUACUGCAGCAUGGGUGUCAUUGACAUAUUUUUCAGUAAUUCCUUCUUGAUUUGCUUUACCAACAGCAUUGAUACUCACUCAUGUUUCUUGGGCUGUUUCUGGCCAAAGCAUGAAAAGAAUAUAAAUGUUGUAAUAAACUUGAGUUACCCAUUAACAGAAAAAUCCAAAACAACCAGGAACACUGAAUUAAACUAGGUUGACCUGCAUU
Messenger RNA from Sphaeramia orbicularis (orbiculate cardinalfish), 3895 nucleotides. It is a transcript of the gene pdik1l, whose product is annotated as PDLIM1 interacting kinase 1 like. The record is from RefSeq and is a predicted model, not a curated record. Gene Ontology annotation, biological process: negative regulation of G2/MI transition of meiotic cell cycle; protein phosphorylation. Gene Ontology annotation, cellular component: cytoplasm; nucleus. The transcript is spliced from 3 exons. Gene Ontology annotation, molecular function: protein kinase activity; ATP binding. The coding region runs from base 162 to 1187 and encodes 341 amino acids. NCBI's taxonomy places the organism in Eukaryota, Metazoa, Chordata, Actinopteri, Kurtiformes, Apogonidae.